GGGGGAGAGAACAUGAUGAUAUUUAUGAGGUCAUGAGUGGCUAUAUAAUGGGUGAAACUGGGAGCUGAGGCUACAGUUAGACAGGAGUUCUGAGUUACAGGGUUGGACAUAACGAAACGUCCAACACAGCAACGAUGCAUAAACUGAUACUCUGCUGUCUCAUUAUCAUCAGUGUCUCCUGUCCUCUCCUGUCUCUCCCCAUCAUCAAUGCCAGUGAGAUGUCUUAUCAACACUCAGCUGAUGAAGAUUCAAGGUUAAACCUGGAGAGGCUGGGCAGCCUUGGAAGCACCUCCCUGCUCCAGUUCCUGCCAGAGCUCCUGGGCACACUGACUGAGGACAACAAAGCAGGUCUUACCCCCAGCAACUACAACCCAGGGGAAAAUAUCAAAGAGACUUUCUAUGGGAAUCAUCCUCGAAUUGCUUUGCUGGGACGCUUCUUGACCAAGGACAGGAAACAGUACAAGAAACGUGGGAAUCUUUCUGAAUGCUUCUGGAAAUAUUGUGUGUAAACAGGAAACUCCCUGACUGGUUGCAUAAUUUAUACAGAUGUCUGAAAACAUGUAUAUAGAUUCGCUUGAUUUAAAAUGAGAAUGAAGAAACACGAAGGCAGCGCCUAACUUUAGACUCUAUGCUACUUGGAAAUAAAUAAAUUCUUGAUGUUUUGCAAUUAUGUUGUGACCAAUGUAGUAAUUUCUUAGAGCUCAGCACAAAAGGAAGGAAGUAAUGAGAGAAAGAGACAAUUACACAGCCCAAAGAGAACUUGGGCAGGGGAAGCAAAAUUCCCAUGGGGUUCUGUGAAAACUCCCAGAAGGGCUCAACUGUGUCUAAAUCCAGAGGCAAGGGGAUUUUCUCCUUUGUCACUUGAUGUAGAUGCGGGGGUCAGGAUAAAGGAAUAUUGCUGCAUUCCCUGAAGAUGUUGAGCAGGUUAGGGAUGGCAGCUUAAUAAUUUUUUGCAUCACAAAAACAAUCAGCACGUGUCAGGAUGAAGCAGCUGCUCCCACUACUGCUGGACAAGAUUGUUCCUCUCAGUCACUUGUAAAAAGACCCAAAAAUCAAUUCCUUAGCCCAGCCCCCAGCUACCCAUCACAGGGCUGCCUGUGCAUAUGAUGGGUUUAAAGAAUUGUGUGUGAUUAUCAUCAAGCACAGUAUGGAAGGUAAACAUGAUUGUCAAUGUCCAAACCUUACACACAGAUUUGGACAAUCAGUGGAGGCAGGAAUGACACCAUGUGAAAGAUUCUGUGGCUGUGACCUGCACACAGGAAGGUGAUACAUGGACAGAGAUAAUCUCUGUUACCUCCUGCUUUGAGACUCAAGGGCAGUGACAUUUGCUCCCCUGAGCUACCACUCAUUGAUAAUGCUGCUGUAUCUUGGCAUGUAAUGUAAAUAAAGGAGAGGACAAAACAGUAGCUACAAGAAGCUUCUAGCCUGACUCCCCUGUACGCAGAGCACCUCCAGACUCUCUCAGUCCUGGGUACCUUCUGAGAGUAACUACAAGAAAUAAAGCUAAAUGGUCUCUGGGGGAUGCCAUUUUUGAUAAUAUCACAAACUGUCUGAGCUGUGAACCCCUGCUCAAUACAUACUUUGUACAAACCUCACCCCAAUCAAGGAUCACAGAAAGCUUCAAGAAAACACCUAACAGUGAUCCACAGGCUACAUUGAUCUCAAUAGUGCACACCAUAAAUCUCUGCCUGUGCUGUUUAAACAAAGCCUACAGGUUUAAAACAGCUUGCUCACCUCACGUAAAUUCUAAGACAGAUGAUGCCAGCUGUAAUAGAGAAAAAUGUCCCCAAAGAGCAGCAGGAUGCACUGUGCAGCUAUUUGAAAUCUUCUAAACAUUCAUCCUUCUCUCUUACACACUGGAGCAAGUCAGUGGCUCUCUGGAAACUACU
Oenanthe melanoleuca is the source of this 1889-nucleotide messenger RNA. It is a transcript of the gene UTS2, whose product is annotated as urotensin 2. Gene Ontology annotation, cellular component: extracellular region. The record is from RefSeq and is a predicted model, not a curated record. The transcript has 4 exons. Lineage: Eukaryota; Metazoa; Chordata; Aves; Passeriformes; Muscicapidae. Gene Ontology annotation, biological process: blood vessel diameter maintenance; regulation of blood pressure. Gene Ontology annotation, molecular function: hormone activity. Bases 135 to 509 code for a protein of 124 amino acids.